GAGAUGACUCCUUGCUAUGCUAUUUGCUCCCAGUCUUCUCUCAAGUCUCUGACAAAACCUAAACACCACUCCAAGAGUCAAGACAGCACACUUCAAGAAUCUUCUUCGUUUUUUUCUUUCCUCUUUCUCUUUACAGAUAAACUGAGAAACCCCAACUCACGCCUCGAUUCCCAGAUGGAUUUUGUGAAUGUUCUCAAGUUCUCAGCUGCAUGCUUUGAUCUUCUUGGCUGGCCUGUCUUUGCACUGGGUUAUCCUCUAUGUGCUUCAAUUUGGGUAAUUGAGAGUAACUCAAUCUCAGACGUCCGGAAGUUGGUGACAUAUUGGGUUCUAUUUUCCUUGAUUUCACUCUUUGAUAAUACUUUUUCCGAGCUCCUUGAAUGGAUACCAUUCUGGCCUUACAUAAAGCUGAUGAUUAUCUGCUGGCUGGUGAUACCGCAUUUUGAUGGUUCACAUUAUGUCUAUCAACACUUAGUUCAUCCAUGCUUGUCCAUAGACACACAAGUUGUAAUGAAUCGGCGCUUCAAUGAAUCAAAAAUGUUGUUUCAUAGCAGAGAAAACUUUCUUGUUGUAGCAGACCGAUAUAUUAAAGAGAAUGGAGCUGAAGCUUUGGCGAAACUACUUGCUAGGAAGCCUAAUGUUGAAGUGAAAGAGAUCAAAGCACCUGCAGCACCGGAGCAAAAAGUGGAACAGGUUAAACAAACAGAGACAAAUCUUGGUGAAACUAAAAGUAACACAACUGGUAUUGUGGAGAUAAAAGAAAGGGCAACAGCACUGAUGACUGCAGAAAUUGAGGCAUGUAGAGAUGAUAGAAACCCAGAGAUAUCUCUUCAUAAGAAAAUCCAGAAAGAGUGGGCUUGUGCUGUAUGCCAGGUCACAACCCAAAGUGAGGUGACCUUGAAUUCCCAUCUUCAAGGGAAGAGACAUCAGGCCACUUCUGAACAGCUGAAAGCCAAAAACCAGGCAACCAAAGGCAAUGGUUCCCCAUCUGCUUCAAUGGCCAAGAUUUCUGAUCAGUCCACCAAAGAGGAGCAACCGGAGUGUACUUCCAACAAUCUGAAUUCCAAAAACAAUGGAAUCUCAGCUGCUUCAACAGUGAAGAAACCUGAUGAAACCAAAGAUGAUGAGCGACAAAAGUGUGCAUCUAGCAAUGGACCGAACCAGAAGAAUAACAAAGAGUGGGCUUGUGCUCUGUGCCAGUUCACAACCCAAAGUGAUGCUACCUUGAAUUCCCAUCUUCAAGGGAAGAGACAUCAGGCCACUUCUGAGCAGCUGAAAGCCAAAAACCAGGCUACCAAAAUCAAUGGUACCCCAUCUGCUUCAAUGGCCAAGAUAUCUGAUCAGUCCACCAAAGAGGAGCAACCGAAGUGUACUUCCAACAAUCUGAAUUGUAAAAACAAUGGAAUCUCAGCUGCUUCAACAGUGAAGAAACCAGAUGAGACCAAAGAUGAUAAGCGACAAAAGUGUGCAUCUAGCAAUGGACCAAACCAGAAGAAUAAAAAAGUGUGGGCUUGUGCUCUAUGCCAGGUCACAACCCAAAGUGAGGCUACCUUGAAUUCCCAUCUUCAAGGAAAGAGACAUCAGGCCACUUCUGAGCAGCAGCUGAAAGCCAAAAACCAGGCAACCAAAACCAAUGGCUCCCCAUCUGCUUCAAUGGCCAAGAAAUCUGAUGGGUCCACCAAAGAGGAGCAACCGAAGUGUACUUCCAACAAUCUGAAUUCCAAAAACAAUGGAAUCCCAGCUGCUUCAACAGUGAAGAAACCAGACAAGACCAAAGAUGAUGAGCGACAAAAGUGUGCAUCUAGCAAUGGAUCGAACCAGAAGAAUAAAAAAGUGUGGUCUUGUGCUCUAUGCCAGGUCACAACCCAAAGUGAGGCUACCUUGAAUUCCCAUCUUCAAGGGAAGAGACAUCAGGCCACUUCUGAGCAGCUGAAAGCCAAAAACCAGGCAAUCAAAACCAAUGGCUCCCCAUCUGCUUCAAUGGCCAAGAAAUCUGAUGGAUCCACCAAAGAGGAGCAACCGAAGUGUACUUCCAACAAUCUGAAUUCCAAAAACAAUGGCAUCUCAGCUGCUUCAACAGUGAAGAAACCUGAUAAGACCAAAGAUGAUGAGCAACAAAAGUGUGCUUCUAGCAAUGGACCGAACCAGAAGAAUAACAAAAAGUGGGCUUGUGCUCUAUGCCAGGUCACAACCCAAAGUGAGGCUACCUUGAAUUCCCAUCUUCAAGGGAAGAGACAUCAGGCCACUUCUGAGCAGCUGAAAGGCAAAAACAAGGCAACCAAAGCCAGUGGUUCCCCAUCUGCUUCGAUGGCCAAGAAAUCUGAUCAGUCCACCAAAGAGGAGCAACUGAAGUGUACUUCCAACAAUCUAAAUUCCAAAAACAAUGGAAUCUCAGCUGCUUCAAAAGUGAAGAAACCAGAUGAUACCAAAGAUGAUGAGCGACAAAAGUGUGCAUCUAGCAAUGAACGGAACCAGAAGAAUAACAAAAAGCAAGAGAAGGCUCUAGUUCCUGAGACCAAUGAGCAAGGCCAUCAGAAGAACUUAAAGCAAACUGGCGAUGGAAUGAAAGAGUUGGGAUCAUGGUGCAAUAUCUGUAAUGUAAGCUGCACAAGUGAGCUUGACAUGGCCUCUCAUCUGAAUGGAAGGAGGCAUUUUGAUAGUAUAAAACAGCUAUCUGAAUUAUGGUGCAGUAACUGCAAUGUAAAGUGCAACAGUGAGGUUGACAUGGCCUCUCACCAAAAUGGGAGAAGGCACUUGGAGCAGCUCAAGGAACGGUUGGGAUUAUGGUGCAGCAUCUGUAGUGUGAGUUGCAACAGCAAGGUGGACAUGGAUUCUCACCUAAAUGGGAGGAGGCACUUGGACCAGAUCGAGGAACAGUUAAGAUUCUGGUGCGGGGCAUGUAAUUUAAUGUGCAAUAGUGAGCUCAAAAUGGCCUCUCAUCUGAAUCGGAGGAGUCACUUAAAGACGAUGAGGAAUAUCUGAUUGCAUGUUUCUUCAGACAAAUGUUUUUGGUUAGAAGCAUACAGGCCAGUGGGGGCUGGUGGUCACAGAUGCCUCUGUUUUUGUUGCAUGAAAUAAAAACAGUAUUUCCAUGUUCAGUAUAGGAUUCUUAGUAAGAGGGAUGUCUAGUUCAUCUAUGGAGGAUCGGUUCAAAAUUCUACCCCUUGAAAAUUAGUCUGCAGAUAUUGGAUCAGAUCAAAUAUAUGGAUAGGAAUCCUUGUGGAUCUUUCUACUCCAUUUUCCCAAAGUGACAUCUUUCUUUGAGAAGCAUAUGAUAAAUAUAACAAAAGAAUAUACAUACGUUACAAUUUAAAACAA
Molecule: messenger RNA, 3315 nt
Organism: Vitis riparia (riverbank grape)
Lineage: Eukaryota; Viridiplantae; Streptophyta; Magnoliopsida; Vitales; Vitaceae
Product: enolase-phosphatase E1-like
Exons: 6
Coding region: 4-2979 (991 amino acids)
Molecular function (GO): nucleic acid binding; zinc ion binding
Source: RefSeq, a predicted model, not a curated record